AUGGAGAAAUGGAACAACCAAAAUGGUGUGAGUAGAAGUCCAAACUGGGGAAGAGACUGGUAUCACGUGGUGAACAGGAGCACACGUGAUGGGGCACAGUUCCAUUCUCUAGGAGGUGCAGACCCUGAGAGCCUCCCGGCCCCGCGCCCCCUCCGACAUCUGGGCACCAGCCUGGGCGGAGUGGGCACGGGCAGAUCUCAGUGCUGCGCUGGCAGUGGGAUCGGAGAAUCACGACCCCUUCCCUGGUCGGCUGCCCAGCAGACCCAUCUUCUCGGCGCAGCGGGAAGCGCGCAGAGCCCCGAAGGAACGAGUACCCGCGCGCGGCGCCUCAGUUGCUGCCCUCCGAGAAAAGUCCGGCUCCCGGCUCUCCGGACCUGCCUGGUGUCCUGCCCUCCGGUGGGGCCGGCCGGCUGCGACGCCCGGGGCAUGGCUUCGGCGGGCAGCGGCAUGGAGGAGGUGCGCGUGUCGGUGCUGACCCCGCUGAAGCUGGUCGGGCUGGUGUGCAUCUUCCUGGCGCUGUGUCUGGACCUGGGGGCCGUGCUGAGUCCCGCCUGGGUCACGGCCGACCAUCAGUACUACCUGUCCCUGUGGGAGUCCUGCCGGAAACCCGCCAGCUUGGACAUCUGGCACUGCGAGUCCACGCUCAGCAGCGGUGAGGGCCCGGCGCUCCGCGACCCCUGCGUCCCGCCCCGCGUCCCGCUGCCUGGACAGCCACCGCCUAUUCCCUACACCUUGUGUCCCCCACCCUCGUCCGCCCCUCUCCAUCCUGGCCCUUCGCGGACCCUCGGGCUCGGGCCACCUCCCUGUUCUCCACCCCUCUCCUCUCCCCGGUCCUGGUCUCCAAACCCGGUGUGAUGUCCCACGCCCUCUCCUCCCGUGGCCAUUCCUCGGGCUCUGGAGUAACACGUC
Molecule: messenger RNA, 909 nt
Organism: Vicugna pacos (alpaca)
Lineage: Eukaryota; Metazoa; Chordata; Mammalia; Artiodactyla; Camelidae
Source: RefSeq, a predicted model, not a curated record